Molecule: messenger RNA, 505 nt
Organism: Fusarium graminearum PH-1
Lineage: Eukaryota; Fungi; Ascomycota; Sordariomycetes; Hypocreales; Nectriaceae
Exons: 2
Coding region: 197-448 (83 amino acids)
Molecular function (GO): nucleic acid binding
Source: RefSeq, a predicted model, not a curated record
CUUUCAUGACCUGUCCGAUUCUGACGCUCACCUUUCUAUAGCUGACUCCGGUGAUACUUAUCGACCCCGUGAGAGGUCACGAUCUCCUCGCAGACGCUCAAGAAGCCCCGAAAGGCCACACCGACGCCGCUCCUACUCCCCCCGCAGCCGAUCAGGAAGCCGGGACGACUAUCGACGAAACCGUGAUCGCUCGCCCAUGACUAGCACAGGCGCACCAGGUGGAGGACCAAGUGCAGGAUACGGUGGACAGGCCCCUCACCGAUCUUACGAAGAGCGAGCCGUCGCUCGAGAACAAAUGAUGAACAACAUUCGCGAAUCGUCCCAGCAGGACCGCCGAGUCUACGUCGGUAACCUCUCGUACGAUGUCAAGUGGCACCAUCUCAAGGACUUCAUGAGACAGGGUGAGGCUUUCAACGCCGCGGAACGCAGGUGGAAUACAUGGGACUGACGAAAUGGUAUAGCUGGAGAGGUGCUCUUUGCCGACGUGCUCUUGCUUCCCAACGGA